CCCUCAGACGAGUCCGAGUUGGCCGUUAGUGCGUGCGACCGUGCCUAGGAGAAUUAACAAACUAUGGCCACUUCGGUUAAACUGAACACUGGCGCAGAUAUGCCAGUUAUCGGUCUUGGAACAUGGAAGUCACCUCCAGGUAAAGUAGCCGAAGCUGUAAAAGCCGCCAUAGCCGCGGGCUACCGCCACGUCGAUGGAGCGUUUGUCUACCGGAACGAGAAGGAGGUGGGAGACGGUAUUCAAACCAUGAUCAGAGAAGGCGUGGUGAGGAGAGACGAGCUCUUCGUGGUCAGCAAGCUUUGGUGCACCUUCCAUGACAAAUCUGCAGUGAAAGUAGCGUGUCAGAUGACAUUAAGUGACCUGCAGCUUGACUACAUAGAUCUGUAUCUGAUUCAUUGGCCAUUGGGCUUUCAGGCUGGACCAGAUGAGUUCCCCCUGGAUAGUGAAGGAUUAAUCAUUAGUGAUGAUAGCAGUUUCCUAGACACUUGGGAGGGUAUGGAGGAGCUGAUGGAUGAAGGCCUGGUUAAGGCCAUUGGUGUCUCCAACUUCAACCAUGAGCAGAUUGAAGCCAUUUUAAACAAGCCAGGCUUGAAGUAUAAACCUGCCAACAACCAGAUUGAGUGCCAUCCUUACCUAACUCAGGAGAAACUGAUCAACUUCUGUCAGUCUAAGGGCAUCUCCGUGACUGCCUACAGCCCCUUGGGGUCACCUGACAGACCUUGGGUCAAACCAGAGGACCCCUCAUUGCUGGAGGACCCAAACAUAAAAGCCAUUGCUGAAAAGCACAAGAAAACCUCUGCACAGGUGCUAAUAAGGUUCCACAUCCAGAGGAACGUCAUCGUGAUACCGAAGUCCAUCACUCCUUCACGCAUUCAGGAGAACUUCCAGGUCUUUGACUUCAGCCUGAGUGAUGAGGAGAUGAAAACAAUUUUGGGCUUCAACAAGAACUUUAGGGCUUGUCCCAUGCCUUGGGGCGUGAAGCAUAAGGACUACCCCUUUCAUGCUGAAUUCUAAAUACGGAAAAGCCCCUUCUAAGACGCCACUUAAAGCUGCAAAGCUAGUUAACUUUUGUUGCUUCUUUUAUUGUUCUUUUGACACAGGUUUGACAAGGCUUGAGUGUGAGUUUACAGGAAGGUUCGGGUUUUCCGUAAGCAGUGCAAACUUAAUUGCUUCUGUUUAGUUUUUUCUUUUCUGUGAAUCUUUGUGAACACCACUACUUAGUUUAUGCUGCUCUCCUUUAUACUUGCAUUCUACAUUAUACUCUACAUUAUACUUUAUUGCUCCCAUUUCUAUUCACAUCAUGUAAAGUUUUAUACCAUGUAAUUAUUUUGCUUUCCCUAGUUUGAUUGUCCUAAGAAUGAUCUUGAAUUAGAUUUUCAUGUAGGAGCACUCCUUUCACACAGGAGCACUCCUUCCCCCCGUUAAAUGGUCACAGUGUCACUCCUCCUUGCAGGGUCUCUGGUGAGGUACUCUUACUCAUUAUAGAUCACCUAUCGGCCCAUUCACACAUAGAAAGGUUUGUCCACAUGUUUGAUUUGUCCUGUUUAAAUGAGUGUUUAACAGGCAGGAAGCAAAUGAUUUACUCAUAUUCUGACUGAAAAAAACUGACAGAAUCAAAAUUUUAUCACAGUUCAUCAGAACAAAUGUUUAAUGGUUGAGUCUGCCAGCAAAAUUGGCUCACACUUCGGUAACUGCAAAUAAAUUGUUACUGAGUCGGGUGGUGUGUGUGUGUGUAAGUAAAAUAAAAAAAAAAAAAAUAAAAAAAAAUAUAUAUAUAUUAUAAAAUUAUUAAAAAAAAAAAACAACAUCUAGCAUGGAAAUCUUUGCUUACCAAACAGCACUUAAGGCUUAAAAUGAAGUCUGUAUAUGAAAUGCAUAGGACUUUGUAUUUGGAGAUGUUAUUCUUUGCUAUCCGGUACUAGUUUUAUUUACAAAAUUCUUCGUGCGUAUUCAGUGAAGAUCUUUAAUGUGCUUCGCCACUCUUUCUUGUCAGUGUGAUUCAUGUAUCAUGAAUAAAUUGAGACAUCAAA
This is a messenger RNA of Electrophorus electricus (electric eel), 2030 nucleotides long. It is a transcript of the gene akr1b1.2, whose product is annotated as aldo-keto reductase family 1, member B1 (aldose reductase), tandem duplicate 2. Gene Ontology annotation, molecular function: oxidoreductase activity. The record is from RefSeq and is a predicted model, not a curated record. Lineage: Eukaryota; Metazoa; Chordata; Actinopteri; Gymnotiformes; Gymnotidae.